Messenger RNA from Melospiza georgiana, 1053 nucleotides. It is a transcript of the gene DHRS9, whose product is annotated as dehydrogenase/reductase 9. The transcript is spliced from 5 exons. Lineage: Eukaryota; Metazoa; Chordata; Aves; Passeriformes; Passerellidae. The record is from RefSeq and is a predicted model, not a curated record. The coding region runs from base 1 to 1053 and encodes 350 amino acids.
AUGAGCACGUGGAAGUAUAGACUGAGCUUGCAGAUGUCUCUCCAGAAUCUCUCACUUUCAGACUCACUGCACAUAGCAGUUUUGGCUUCCAUACUUUCUCUUAUCAUUUACUGGAUCAUCAGAGACAGAUACAGAGUGAGAAACCUGAAUGGAAAGCAUGUCUUCAUAACAGGCUGUGACACUGGACUUGGAAACUCACUGGCUAAAUGGCUUGACAAAAGGGGAUUUUGUGUCAUUGCUGCAUGUGCCACAGAAAAAGGAAGCCAAGAGCUACAGUGCUGCUCUUCUCUCUCACUGAAGACAGUGAAUCUGAACUUAGCAGACUCCGACAGCAUUGCCAGGGCUGUGGUGUUUGUGACUGAACAGACAGCUGGCAAGGGGCUUUUUGGCUUGGUGAGCAAUGCUGAAGGAACAGCACCUGUAGGACCCACCGACUGGCUGAGGAUUGAAGACUUCCAUUCAGUCCUGGAUGUUAGCCUGCUGGGAUUGAUUGAAAUCACACUCAAGCUUCUGCCUCUUCUGAAAAAAGCUGAGGGAAGAGUUGUCAAUCUAAUGAAUGCCAAAGGUCUCAUGGCUUUUGUAGGGGGUGGCUACAGUCUGUCCAAAUGGGGCAUGGAAGCUUUCUCUGACACCUUAAGGAUAGAAAUGCGGCAUUUUGGAGUGAAAGUAAGCAUUGUUGAGCAUGGUUUCUUUAAGGCAGAAGAAGUUAAUUCAGAUAUCAUUGAGAAACACCUCUUCAAACUUUGGAACAGACUGACUCCUGAGAUCAGGGACUCCUAUGGAGAAAAAUACUUAGUUGAAUAUAUAAAAGCCCAAAGAUCAUCAGUGAAAAGACUGUGUGACUAUGAUACUUCUAAUGUCAUAAAAUGCAUGGAACAUGCACUGAUAGCAAAGUACCCCAGGACACGAUACAGGGCAGGAUGGGAUGCAAAGUUCUUCUGGCUGUUUCUCUCCUAUGGCCCGAGCUGUCUGUCUGAUAUGCUGCUGCGUAUUACACUGCCAGCUCCAGCUGAGAGCAGGAGACCAGUUCAUGGAGCUCUGAUGAGUGUCUAG